Colletotrichum orchidophilum is the source of this 1521-nucleotide messenger RNA. RefSeq lists its product as uncharacterized. Gene Ontology annotation, biological process: adenylate cyclase-activating G protein-coupled receptor signaling pathway. The record is from RefSeq and is a predicted model, not a curated record. Gene Ontology annotation, cellular component: plasma membrane. The transcript has 2 exons. Bases 1 to 1521 code for a protein of 506 amino acids. Gene Ontology annotation, molecular function: G protein-coupled receptor activity. NCBI's taxonomy places the organism in Eukaryota, Fungi, Ascomycota, Sordariomycetes, Glomerellales, Glomerellaceae.
AUGGAACUCGACGCAAACAGCCAAACGCUGACGCCGCUUCCCGAAGUCCUCCAACGGGGUCUCGCUGCCGUUUCCUUCUUCGGCUUCCUCUCGUUCAUUACAACAACAGCACUCUUUUCGGUCUUGACUUAUCGGCUAAUAAAAUGGUAUCUUGCACCGGGGCCGGACCGGCCUCACCGCAUGGCGGACGAGCCGAAUGCGGACGCCGUCCUCGCCGAAGAAAUGGGUCUUCCGGAAACGAUGUACCCUAGGGGUAACAAGAAGAACAAAGCCAGGAGGGACGCCCCCAAUCAGUUCCUUGUGCUCAUCUACAACCUACUACUUGCCGAUAUCCAACAAGCCCUUGCUUUCUUGCUCAACGCGGCAUGGCUCAACAAGAAUGGCAUCAUCAUCGAGAGUACGACUUGCUGGGCGCAGGGCUGGUUCAUCUCAACAGGCGAUUUGGCUUCUAGCGCGUUCAUCAGCACCAUUGCCAUUCACACCUAUCUCUCCGUCGUCAGAGAUUAUAAGCUUCCCAACUGGGCAUUCUGGUGCAUGAUCGGCUCUGUCUGGUUCUUCAUCUACGCCCUAGCCAUUGUCGGCGUCAUCAUCACCCAUAACGGAGCCGGUCACGGCGGCCUCUACGUCCGCGCCGCUGCAUGGUGCUGGGUCAACGUCCGUUACGAGGCGAUGCGUCUCUACCUCCACUACAUGUGGAUGUUUGUUUCCUUCUUCAUCACAGCGAUUCUCUACAUCCUCAUCUUCAACCACAUCCGCCGCACUGACCCAUCCCUCCAACUCCCAUCCUCCUCAAAUAACACUACAUCUUCUGCCUCUCAGAGCAACCGCGGUCGUAGACUUAGCCACGCGCACACAACGUCUCAAUCUGGGCCCCCAAAGAGUUCCCAUGGCGAAGCCCCGGCGUCCAACCCGAGCAACGCCGGACACCACCCUGCUUUCCUCAUCUAUCCCAUAAUCUACAUUCUUUGCACGGCCCCCCUGGCAUUGGGUCGUGUCAUCACAAUGGCUGGGAAACCCGUCUCUUUGGAAUACUUCUGCCUUGCUGGUGCAAUGAUUGCAUCCAAUGGCUGGCUCGAUGUUCUUCUAUUCUCCACGACUCGUCAUGUCAUUAUCUUUGACGCCUCCCCAGACUUUGAGGAGACGGGUAUCGAGACUUUCGCCUUUAUGCGCACACCCACCAACCGUCGCUACGGCAAUAUGGUGUGGGUUCAGGGCGCCGGAAGUGCGCCUAAUAAUCUUUCCGCGGACGAGGGAACCGGUGGUUGGCUCUGGAAGCUCUUCCGCCGGGGGCGUGGCGUGGGUGACGCGAAGAAAGACGGACGCCGCAGCGGUGCCCAGCGGAGCAUCAGCCAGGAGUCUCUCAGGAGGCGGGCCGAACAGAUGGAAGGCAUUCAGAUGGAAACAGUGACUACUGUCGUUGUAGAGAUGGAAGGUCACUCUGCAGGUAAGAAGGUCAAUAGAAGGCCGGCUUCUGUCGAUACGUUUGAGAAGGAGCGGUCACAGAGUGUGGGUAGCAUGUGA